This is a messenger RNA of Pelmatolapia mariae (spotted tilapia), 5223 nucleotides long. It is a transcript of the gene tmtopsb, whose product is annotated as teleost multiple tissue opsin b. Gene Ontology annotation, molecular function: G protein-coupled photoreceptor activity. Gene Ontology annotation, cellular component: plasma membrane; photoreceptor outer segment. The record is from RefSeq and is a predicted model, not a curated record. Bases 276 to 1517 code for a protein of 413 amino acids. Gene Ontology annotation, biological process: cellular response to light stimulus; G protein-coupled receptor signaling pathway; phototransduction. NCBI's taxonomy places the organism in Eukaryota, Metazoa, Chordata, Actinopteri, Cichliformes, Cichlidae. The transcript is spliced from 4 exons.
CACCUCUCCGGAGCGCACGGUGAAGGGGCGGGUCUAACGGGACAGAGCAUCUCUUUUUUGAGUCCUCAUUCAUUCGCAAAGUCUCUCUCUCGGACUAGACAGCAGAUUACUUACAAAAAUUACCGCUUGCCUCGUUAAACGUGCUUCAUGCGCGCAGACUGUGGAGACAUCCGUGCGCCUUCGCCUCUCCAGAUGAGUGAAAAGCACCGAGACCGGAUGGUUCCCUCCCGAGGUACAAACUUCCGACUGGUGCAAACUUCGCGGCUCAUCCCGGUAUGAUCAUUUCCAACUUGAGCCUGAGCUGCGCGCACUGUCCCGAGGGAGUCGCCCGCAGCACGGAGGCGACGGACGCGUACGAGGAGGUAUCCGGUUCCCUGCCCCCUCCAUCCCUGAGCCCGACUGGGCACCUUGUGGUGGCGGUGUGCCUGGGCUUCAUCGGCACUUUCGGGUUUCUCAGUAACUUCCUGGUGCUCACGCUGUUCUACCGGUACCGGGCUCUGCGCACGCCCAUGAAUCUCAUGCUGGUGAGCAUCUCGGCGAGCGACCUGCUGGUUAGUGUGCUGGGGACUCCGUUCAGCUUCGCAGCCAGCACCCAGGGGCGGUGGUUGAUCGGACGCGCUGGGUGCGUUUGGUAUGGGUUCGUUAACUCAUGUUUGGGUAUUGUUUCCCUCAUCUCCUUGGCUGUUUUGUCCUACGAGCGCUACUGCACCAUGAUGGCGCCGACUAUUGCAGACGGUAGAGACUUCCGCCCAACGCUGGCAGGGAUCUGCUUCUCCUGGCUUUACUCCGUGGCCUGGACCGUGCCUCCGCUGCUGGGCUGGAGCAGAUAUGGUCCUGAGGGUCCCGGCACCACCUGCUCGGUUGACUGGAGGACACGUACGCCAAACAAUAUCUCCUACAUCAUCUGCCUGUUCACCUUCUGCCUCGUUCUGCCGUUCGGCGUCAUCCUCUACUCCUACGGCAAGCUGCUGCACGCCAUCAGACAGGUCCGCAGCGUGAGUUCAGUGGUGACCCGUCGUAGAGAACAGCGGGUGCUGGUGAUGGUUGUCACAAUGGUGGUGUGCUACCUGGUCUGCUGGCUGCCCUAUGGUGUGGCAGCUCUGCUUGCAACCUUCGGUCCACAUGAUCUUUUGACACCAGAGGCGACCAUCAUGCCGUCACUGCUGGCCAAAUUGUCCACUGUCAUCAAUCCCUUUAUCUACAUAUUCAUGAACAAACAGUUUUACAGGUGUUUCACAGCAUUCUUCAGCUGCUCCAUCCCUGAGCAGAGCUCCACCUUAAAGACGUUUUCUCGGGUGACUAAGACGUUCCGCUCCAUCCGCCAUGAGAAGGAACCCCAGGUGUCUGCUGCCGCUCCAUCCACAGCCUUGCCCACACCCCACUCCAUUCACGAGUCCUCGCAGGAAGCCAAUCACGUGGCUCAAUCUCCAACAAAUCAAGACUGUGUGGUUUCCCAAACUCCUACUGCUGUCAGCCUCAAACCUAAACUGAUUCUGGUGGCUCACUAUAGGGAAUAAAAACAGAGACAACAGGAGGUGAAUGCUCAGAGAAACAAGAAGGUGCAAACGAGCGGGAGAACAGGUCUCCAAUUAAGAAACAAAUCCUCUUAAUAGCUGGAAAGAACGAUUGCAGUGGAAGCUCAGUGGGAGUUUUAAAUACAAGCUGGGAUGCUUUAAUCCCAGAACAGGUUAUCAUUGCUGUGUGAGGUCGGCAAACAGGGAUAGAGGCUCUGUGUACAAAUCAGAAGAAAGAUUUGAAGAUUAGGGCUACACAGAGUGCUAUGUGUUAAAACCACACACUUCUGCCAUUAGGAUGUACCCGCCAUAAUCACAUCCAUUGUACACAAGAGCACAAAUGUUGCAUUAAAGCUCACUUACCUCUGCCUAAAGUUUAACAUUAAGGACCAUGUAUUUCUUUCACACUGGAAGACGGAUAAUUCUACCUAAUUUUGCAGAAAUGGUCAGGAAUGUAUGGUCAGAACAUGGCCCACGCAGUGCCAACGUGGAGAGGCAGAUUACAAAACAAGAAGCCUGCUGUUUUAGAAAAAGUGGAUAUUCGCUUUUACUAAAUGUUUAAUCACGAUGAGAUGGGGGUUCUGCUUACAUAAUGGUUGUUUUUGUGGACAGACUCAUGCUUGGUUUUAACAACAGUGCAUUUGGAACGGAUACAUCGGCAACACUUUGAUUUGAGCCCCCGUUAUUUAGCAGCUACUAGCUGUAUAUACAGAUUUACUAAAUGGUUUAUAGCACAUUGUAAUGUGGUUGCAAGUAGAUGUGUCUUUAUGUAAUUAAUUGCAUUCACCACCAUUAUAGUGUGCCAUAAAUCAAGUAUUACAUGUUUCUGUACUGCUUAGAAAUGCUACAUGUGGCGAGCUAAAGCGUUGCUGAUGUAUUUGGUACAGUUUUUCAGAAAUUGUUUUUGAAAUUAAACCCUUUAUUUGCGUGUAUUCAGAUGUGUAUAUUUGUGUGUGUGUGUGUGUGUGUGUGUGUGUGUUUAUGUGUGUGUGUGUGUGUGUGUGUGUGUGUGUGUGUGUGUGUGUGUGUGUGUGUGUUUGUGUGUGUGUGUGUUUAUGUGUGUGUGUGUUUAUGUGUGUGUGUGUGUGGCGGAAUGUGUUAGCUACAAGCCAAGAAUUAGCAUGUUUAUUAGGCCACUGCUAGUAUGUCAGUAUUGGGUAUGGAAAUAAGCACGACUGCACUUUAAUGAUUCAGAUGACCGAAUGCAGAGGAAGAUGUGCCGGUAAAUCAAUUACAAAGAGAAAAGAAAAAAUCCACAGAGUGUUUAAAAAAGCUAAGCUUUUUGCUUGUAUGGAUGUGUGUGUGUGUGUUUUUAUGUAACUAACAGAACCAAUUCAGGAACAUUUUGCAGAACCACAGCGGUCUCUGGCAGCAAUUUCAUAAAUUGUUUGGUGAUGAUUUCUAUCCCUGUUUUUUUUUUUGUUUUCAUUUUGUUUUGUUUUGUUUGUGCAAAGGGGGAAUCCCAAAAAGUUUAUUCUGUUCAACUGGACGUAGUGUUUGCAUUGGGACAAACGUUUUGUCACUCAUCCAAGUGACUUCUUUAGUCUCAGCUGACUGCAGGUUUCCCCAACCUCACAAACAGUACAUUUGCAUAAUAACUGAGACUAGCACACUAAAGGAACAAUGGGCUGUGAGGUCAGUUCCUUGAUCAUUAAUAUGCAAAGUGUCAUGACCAUUGAUCAGCAACCAGUGACCCAUUCACAGAGAGUUGGGGAAUGUCUGCAAUCACAGCAUUGUAAGAUGGGAAAAGAUGUACCCUUAGGCCCCCUCCUUGAUUCAGAGGUGGUCUUUCCUUUUCACAUAAAUGGCCUUCAAUGUCCAGGUGUGUACAUCCUCAUCACUGAAAGAGUGUCCACUGGUCUGUAGGUGUGAAUAAACUGCAGAGUGCCGGCCUGGCGAGUUAGCUCUCCUGUGUUGUGCCAUCUGCUUAGCCAGAGAUUGUUUAGGUUCGCUGAUGUAUAAAUCAUGGCAAUCCUGUGGCACUUAACAACGUACACUAUAUUACUCUGUUUGUGCUGGGGGACCUGAUCCUUGGGGUUGACUAAGUAUUUAAGGUUCGGGGGUGGCUGUAGCUCAGGAGGUAGAGCAGGUCACCUACUGAUUGGAAGGUUGGUGGUUCUGGCUCCUCUAGUCUGCAUGCCAAGUAUCCUUGGGCAAGAUACUACCUCCGAUGCAUCCAUCGGAGUGUGAAUGUGUGUGAAUAUCAUUAGAAAAGCGCUCAGUUUAGAGUCAGUGCUUGUGAGAAUGGGUGUGAUUGGGUGAAUGUGGCAUAUUGUAUACAGCGCUUUGAGUACUCUGGGAGAGUAGAAAAGCUAUAUAAGAAUUAGUCCAUUUACCAUGACUCUCAUCAUCCACUGGAGUAUGCUGGGCAUACUCAGGACGCUACAACACCAGCCCCACAGAUACAGCGGCCAGGGAAGCAGAAGAACAUCAUAUCAAGAAGGCCCUGAGUAAAUGUGGUUACAUUUGUGAAAUCCAGGACAAUCCAGGAGAGAAUAAGGACAACUGCUGCUUAAGCAAAAGGCCUUAGUGAUCUGUUGAUGUGUCAGAAGUAUCAGAACAGCUGAGAUGCAUUUUCUAUAAACACAGCAUCUCCAUGGCUUUCAAACCCCAAAACCUGCUGCACCAAAAAUUGGUCCACUCCAAGGAUCCUGUUCCCCGACACAAGCAGAGUAAUAUAGUAAUAUAGUGUACGCUGUUAAGUGCCAGGAGGAGUGCCAUGAUUUAUACAUCAGGGAAACCAGACAACCUGUGGAUAAGGAAAUGCACAACACAGAAGAGCAAACUCGUCAGACCAAGACUCCUUAGCCUAUCUACAGGCCAUGGACACUCUUUCAAUGAUGAGGAUGUACACAUCCUGGACAGGGAGGAACGCUGGUUUUAGCAGGGAGUCGAGGAGGCCAUUUAUGUGAAAAACGAAAGACCAUCUCUGAAUCGAGGAGGGGGCCUAAGGGUACAUCUUUCGCCAUCUUACAAUGCUGUGAUUGCAGCCAUUCCUGAACUCGCUGUAAAUUGUUACUCAUGGCCAUUUGUCAAUUGUCAUUAAUCAAUGGUCUUUGAUCAGUGGUUGUUGAUCAUUUGUGAUCAAGAAACUGACAUCACGGCCCAUUGUUCGUCAGUUGUGCUAGUUUCAUUCAUAAUGCACAUGUACUGUUUAUACGGUUGCGGAAACCUGCAGUCAGCUAAGACUGAAGAAGUCACUUAGAUGAAAACGCUACAUCCAGAUAAGCAGAAUCAACUUUUUGGAAUUUCCUUACCUGGAUGAUGGUUUUGAUAUUUUGUCAGCUAUGUUUGCAGAUACUGUAGCAGGAUUUUUUUUUUCCAACUUCAAUUUGGUUGAAGAAGGAGGGUAAGCAUUUUUUCCUGACCCAAUUUCCAAACCAGUAGGCUAUUAGAGGAUUUGAUACAGAGUAUUAAGGAUUUGUUGAGUAAUUUCAUGCAAUUUAGUACUGAGAUGGUUUUUAUUAGAUCUUUAUUUACACUUUGCUGCAUAUAAGCCUCCUGUCACCAGAGCCGGGACUGUUACAAAAGCCAUUAAAGGGACAUUCCACCAUGUUACAUGGGACAUGUAAGGUAUUUCAGUGUUUUGAGUUGCUGAUAUUUCUAAAACUGCUGCGUCUCUCUGUUUGGUGGCAGUGUGGUUUUGUGUUGUCUCCUAAUGUACUUUCCUUUGCUUAUGUAACAUAAAUGAAAUAAUGUCCGAAACAGA